Molecule: messenger RNA, 815 nt
Organism: Panicum hallii
Lineage: Eukaryota; Viridiplantae; Streptophyta; Magnoliopsida; Poales; Poaceae
Product: horcolin-like
Exons: 3
Coding region: 46-501 (151 amino acids)
Molecular function (GO): carbohydrate binding
Source: RefSeq, a predicted model, not a curated record
CGCGACUGUGCUUGCUUUAACUGAUUGUGCUAAAUACUGCAGGAAAUGGGCGUCGUGAAAAUUGGGCCGUGGGGCGGCGAAGGGGGCCGUGAAUGGGACAUCCCGGCGGCGAUGCCGCGGCCGCACCGCCUGGAAGCCAUCACCGUCUGCAGCAGCCUCGCCGUCGUGGACGCCAUCUCCUUCGCCUACAGGGACGAGCAAGGCCGGCGGCACCACGUCGGGCCGUGGGGAGGGAAGGGCGGCGACCCCUACGUCAUUCGCCUCGAGCCGUCGGAGCUCCUGACGGAGGUCUCGGGGACGUUCGCCUACGUCGGCACGCAGCCGACGGACGCCGUGACGUCGCUCACCUUCGUCACCAGCCUCAGGAAGCACGGGCCUUUCGGGGAUGUGGACGGGACGCCCUUCAGUGUCCCCGUGCUCGACGGCGGCAGCAUCGUCGGUCUGUUCGGGCGCGACUGGGCUUACAUCGACGCCAUCGGGGUCUACGUCCGUGCCGGCUGAUGCAUACUCCAACUUUAGUUUCGCCUAUCCGUUCAUUCGGACAUUGCAUGAAUUAGCUGCAGCGAGCAGAUACUGAAAAAAUAAGAUUGAUUAUUAAACAGCAGUGACAUCUACAGUGCAAGAAAUUCAGUUUUUUGCUAAUUUUUCGAAGUCCAAGUGGUGAUUUUUGGAAUUUUUCACAGUUCUAGCACGAGCUAUGACAGGUAGGGAUCUUCUAUCAUGGCUACUUAUCCACGGAAGAAAAAUGGUGGCACUUCUGACAGAAAAUCUCUCAUGUAUGAGAACCUUGUGUAUAACCUUUUGUGCAGUAAAGA